AUGAUUCUGCAAAUAUUCACUCCGUAUGUGUACGUGUCCGUCCACAGCUGCAUGUUCACGUCUCUACGGCGUGCAUCCACAUCCAAUAACCAGACAUACUACCAGACGCUCCAAUUGCUGCCGCAUGCGUCAUUGAAAGAGAUCAAAAUGCAAUUCAAGAAGCUUCUGAUCAAGUUCCAUCCCGACCAAAAUGCACAUUUGAACGACGAGGAGAAGGCAGCGAAUAACAAUAAGUAUGUGGAGAUGGUGCAAGCCUAUGAGACUCUCAAGGACGCCAAAAGAAAGCGUGAGUACGAUGCGACCCUCACGGGCUCCAGAAGCUCACAGGGUUAUCACUCGCCACGGUCGAGUGCCUCUGAUUGGCACAACAAAUAUUAUGGAGAAGCAAAGUACUAUUCUCGAGGAGGAGCAUCCACUAGUCACACUUCAGCAAGUUACAAUCCCAGACGAAAGGUUUACAAUGCAUACAAAGGGCCGGGAGCAGAUAAACAGGGCAAUUUUUCAGGAGAGCACAGAAACUAUGGUGAUAGAAAUGAUGUACCGCAUUUUGAUUAUAACGAACAUCUCUCAAAACACCUAAAGUUCGAACAGAGGAUUUACGGCAAGCACAUGACAGAUGCAGAGCGUGACGCCAUUAUUAGGCAGCUAACCCGUGACGGAAACGUAAAAAAUGUUAGCGAAGAGUUAAUCACCAAGCACCUAAUGCGAAAUGCCUCCAGAUCUGGACCCCCACGAACUGACUCAUCGCAAGGAUCAGCUAAACACAGCCACUACAUGUAUCAGAAGUACCAAGGAACACAAGAGGAAGAAAUCACAUUGGGGAUGAAAACAGCGUUGAUGUUGGGAGGUGCAGGGUCGGUUUACCUAUUGUACCAUGCAUUGCUAGCAUGA
Molecule: messenger RNA, 891 nt
Organism: Sungouiella intermedia
Lineage: Eukaryota; Fungi; Ascomycota; Pichiomycetes; Serinales; Metschnikowiaceae
Source: the annotation of a GenBank genome assembly